Molecule: messenger RNA, 5482 nt
Organism: Girardinichthys multiradiatus
Lineage: Eukaryota; Metazoa; Chordata; Actinopteri; Cyprinodontiformes; Goodeidae
Product: LIM domain containing preferred translocation partner in lipoma
Exons: 12
Coding region: 330-2030 (566 amino acids)
Biological process (GO): cell-cell adhesion
Cellular component (GO): stress fiber; focal adhesion
Source: RefSeq, a predicted model, not a curated record
UGUGUCAGUGCGGGCCGCUGCGUUUUGGCCUGCUGCCUUACAUGGGCAAACCUCUGAUCUGACUGAGACGGCUGGAAUUUCGGGGCGUGACGUCACUGCCUUCAACUCUCCCACAACUUGGAUCAAGAAAAGUUGGACUUCUUCUUUUUUUGGCUGUUUUUUUUUUUUUUGGAGGAUUUCAGCCUCUCUCGUGUUUCCUAGAAAGCGAGAUUUCAACACACUGCAAAGGACUUCAGCUGUCUUUCAGAAAUUCCAAAGAGGAAAAUAAAGGUGACUGAUCCUGUGAUCCCGACCAUCCUUAGUGUUAGUCCGUGUUAGUAUUUAGAGCCAUGUGGAACCCACCAAAUGACCAGACAGGACAGAUAGCUGCCAGGAUGGAGACUACUCCGUCUUUGGGAAGUGCCAGCAUCUCCAUCUCUCAGCAGCAAUCCCCCAAGAAAUUUGCCCCCGUGGUCGCACCCAAACCCAAGUUCAACCCUUUCAAACAGAUGGGAGAAUCCAGCCAGUCUGAUCCUGCAGUGGACUACCCUCCCCCUCCGCCACCUGCCGAAGAGUUGUUCGGUUUCCCAUCAUCACCCGGUUCCUUCCCCUCUCCGCCGCCGGAUAACUCGUAUGAUUACCAGAUGAAAAGACCUGAGAAGACUCUGGAAGAGAGGCGCUCCAGUCUGGAUGCAGAGAUCGACUCUCUCACCAGCAUCCUAGAAGACCUGGAGAGCAGCUCGCCGUACAAGCAACGAGGCAUGCAAAAUGCUGGAUCCUUCGCAGGCUCUACCCCCAACGCUCCAGUGACGGGUUACAAGCGCAUGGUCAUUCCAAAUCAGCCGCCUCUGACUGCUACAAAGAAGACCAUGCCCAAACUGCAACCUCAAGCGGGAGUCUCAUCUGUCCCACCCCCCUCUGUCAGCCCUGUAGCCAAGCCUCAAAGCAGCAUGGCUCCUCAGCCUGUUCCAGCCUCCUACACCACAGCAUCAACCCCAAGUCAGCCUACCUUCAACGUCCAAGUGAGGUCUGCCCAACCCAGCCCCCAGCAUCAAGCCCCUGCUGGCCACCAUUAUGGCCAGCAGCCAAUUCGCAGCCCUUCACAGGUGCAGUACAUGCCUGCCCAACCCAAAGGUCCUGACUUCGCUUAUGGACCGCCACAACCUGGCUUUUCCCCCAUGGCAUAUCAGGAACAGCAGUACCCCGGAGGACCUCAGUUAGGGGGGAUAGGCUCUAGGAGACCUGAUCCAGUCCCAGCCCAGGCAUACCAACCGGCAGGCCCCAGGAAAACCUACAUCACAGAUGUUCCCCAAAGCUUGGCCCCAUAUACCUCCGGACGAGAUGUUCAACCAAAGGGCAGUGCUCCUGUGGCGCACCCUGAGGAUGAACUAGAACGCCUGACCAAAAAGAUGCUGUUCGACAUGGACAACCCUCCAUCUGAGGAAUAUUUCGGACGCUGUGCCAGCUGUGGGGAGAAUGUGGUAGGUGAGGGCACCGGCUGCACCGCCAUGGACCAGGUGUUCCACGUCGACUGCUUCGUCUGCAUGACCUGCAGCACCAAGCUGCGUGGCAAACCCUUCUACGCUGUUGAGAAGAAGGCGUACUGUGAGCCUUGCUACAUCAAUACUCUGGAGACCUGCAACCACUGCAGUAAGCCAAUAAUGGAGCGCAUCCUGCGGGCGACAGGCAAGGCCUACCAUCCUCACUGCUUCACCUGCGUGGUAUGUCACCGCAGUCUGGACGGGAUCCCUUUCACUGUGGACGCCUCCAACCACAUCCACUGCAUCGAGGACUUCCACAAGAAGUUUGCUCCGCGCUGCUGUGUGUGCCAAGAGCCCAUAAUGCCAGCAGCGGGCCAGGAGGAGACGGUCCGUAUCGUGGCCCUGGAUCGUGACUUCCACGUGCAGUGCUACUGCUGCGAGGACUGCGGCUCUCUGCUGUCGGAGGGGGACAACCAGGGCUGCUACCCCCUGGACGGGCACGUCCUCUGCAAAAACUGUAACAGCGGCCGGAUCCAGGCGCUGACCGCAAAGGCCACCACUGAUCUCUGAGCAGCCAGCCCCCUGCUCAGCUUCACUGUGAUUACCCAGCAAGCACUCUUUCCUUGUUUCUUUUGUGCCUACAUUCCCAUCCACUGAAGCCCACAACCGUCAGCAUCCACACCGUAUAUCCUCCUAUAAUAUCCUCCUGUAUUUAUGCUCACCUUAAGUUACGAGGAACAACAUCACGUGUUCACCUUUGACAUGUAGCACUGACGCGGUACAAUCACUGCAGGGAAGCUUUAUGUUAUUGAACUCUGCUUUAAAGCCAGCCACUAAUUACAAGAAGUGAGCUGCUGCCUUUUAUAUUCGCUCCCAACCUAUCGGGUAAUAAUCAAAAUAAUACAUCACCCAGUGUUAGAUUAUAAGUCACCAUUUAUAUCAGGGCUUCGUUCAGUCAGGCUGCAAGAGUGAUUAUUCAUCAACCCAAAUGUUUCUCCAUCAGGCUUCCCUCUUAUGUUCUAGAAACCAGUCUGCCCCACCAGUACACAGCAUGUUUGACAAAUUUACCCAGCAGGUAGACAUGUUUGUUUGUGUGUGUGUGGUUGAGGCUCUGGCUUUUUUUUUUUUUUAUUAACUUGUUUAAAAAAUGUAGCGCAGAAACACCAAACAGCAGGGGAUAAUAUUACACAGUGACGAGCAGAAUUCAACACCACUUCAACAUAAACGGCCACCAAAGACCCGUAGUUGAACCCUAACCUUUUCUGUUUCCUUGUUUGAUAUCCAAGUGUAUUGAAUGUUAUUUACUUUAUGCUGAUUGGGACCACAAAGAGUACAAUCAAUCAGUUCCACUGUCAGGAACCAAACUUCCAACAUUCGGCUUUUUGGUGCUUUUAUGACACAUGAAUCUUCUCAGACUUUCUGCUGUAUUCAGUAGAUUAACUUCAGGUGACCGAAACAUUUCGAUCAUACUAUGCAGCCUUAUUUUAAUAUUACUGUAAUAUCGCCCCCUUUAUUGUAAGAAAAUUGUAAGGGAUACGAAUGAAUACACUCCUAUGCAAUUUUCAACGCUAAGUGCAUUGACACUUUAGAAAAAUGAAACGAUGAAUAAGAAAAUAUUUUACUUGUACAUAUUGGAAUUAAGUGUCCUUAUAGCACCCUUUAGAUUCAUACUCUGAUGUUGGUACUCUGUGUGUGACUGUGCUGUAUGUCAGUAUUUACAUUAUGCUAUUUAGUGUUAGUGUAAAGUUGAUGGGAGGACAAGGGACAGAAAAGUAUUUUUCCGGUAUCUUUAAGUAAUCUGCCAAACGAACAAUCGGUUUCUUCUUUCUCUCCACUCUAAUUGCUCCAACUAGACUCAUAAAUAUUUAUGAUAACGAGUUCAAGGUACAGUGUGAAGUUCAACAUUGGCUGACAGCUGUUUGCUGGAACAUGUGUUGAAGAGGAAGACUCCGCCCACAAAAGGCGGUGAAACGUUAAAUCUGAAUGAUUGUAUUAAAUAAUCUUAAAUCAACAAUUAACGAAACAAUCCUUCAUAUGAGUAACACUGAAGCGUCAUGUUUAGUGGCUGACUUGAAAUGUUCACAGGGUACCUUGAAGCAGUAAACACAGGGGAAAGUAAAGACCAAUAAAUGCCAAUUUCUGAUUUAAUUAUGGACAAAGACUUUAGUUAUAGUAUUUUCUCUCCUUAUUGAUUCUUUUGCUUAGUAUGUGUUCUAAUUACAAGUGAUGCUAUAAACAAAAACAGCAAAAAAAAAUCUCUUAGCAGUGCAUAUCGUGUUACUGCAGAUCAGGAUGUGAUUAGACUGUGGCGAUAAUGUUACCAUGGGAACACUGUAAAUAACUGCUAAUGAGGCCGCUUUCAGUUAAUUCUGAGUGCUGCAUUGAUAUUUGUCAGAGGCUUUUCCCUAAAAAUAGCCCAAACUCAGGAAUUGACAUGUGACAUAUUUAGAUUUCAGGGUGAGAAGGUGGCAGACUGGUAGACAGAAAGAAGCACCCCGAGCAGGAAGGAAGCGAUGACUGCUUCUCGAAAGGUUAGACAACCUGAACCCCUGAAUCCUCGGGGAGUUCUCCAUCAAUAUUAGGAACCCGUUGGUUAUUUUUUAAAUGGCCGCAUUCUUCGCCUCAUGGGAAAAGUGAAAUGUCCUCUGUUUUAAAUUAAACUAUAGGUACUCUGAAGAAAGUGUGCUUCUCUUGGUUAACAGUUGUUUACCAUAGAAAGAAAAAAACAGAUGGCACACAGAUUUGUUUUUUAUUUCAAGAGUUUUCAUUUAUACCCACCAUUGUAAGAGCAAAAUAUUAGUUAGGAAAGGCUAACAACACAGCUACCUACAAAAAAACAGCAAACAAUAGUCAAAUGGAUAGUUCAAUAUUUUUUAAGUGAGGUUCUGUAAAAUUAUUACAACUGGUUGCCUUACUGGGUGUUACAUCUCCAUAAGGCAAACAGCUAGCCAGGCGGCUAAAGCCAGUUUAACUGAUUUUAGCGACUUAAUACAGCUCAAACUGCAUUAGCAGAUACUAAACAUGUACGCUGUCACAGGAAAUGGUUGUUGCCAUUUUCUUAGCCGAACAACAUCCUUGUUGCUACGCUGGUUGGCUACGUUCGCCAUGGGUGCAGUUAACCCUUUGGCUUUUUUCAUUUAUGCAACAGUAUUAUUGAUGGGAUGUUCCUGUGCUCUCCAAGUCUCCGAGUUGAUUGGAAAUGAUCCCGGUGGACAUAACUUUGUGUUAUGACUUUGUAAAUAUAAUCCUUCAAAAUCCAUUUUCAUCUUUUUUUAGAACGUUUUUUUUUUAAGAAGCAACCUAAAUAAUUUAAAAAAUGAAUACAAGUGAUUUAUGUGCCCUGGUUAUGAACAUAUUUAAUUUGAGUUGUUUAAAAUAGCCAGAACAGGGAAUAUUUCCUCUUUUCUACAAACGUACACGUAUGACCUUCUGACACAGCUAAAGGAAGUAUUACUGAUAACUUUAAAGAACCUCCCUUCCAAAAAUCUGAACUAUCCAUUUUAAAAUAAAGAUGAGUGACAUUUCUGCUCUUAGGUAUGAACUAAAUCAUUUCUGAAUGUCAGGGUUGGCAUUUUGAGCAGGUUUUCUACAAAGUUUUAUAUGGUCUCACUUCUUUGAAGCAUCAUAUAGUUUAGCCUACUGUGUGAUAUAAGAACUUUGUGUGAUGGUUCGACAAGUCCAAAGAUCAGUGGUCUCUUGUUUUUGUUUUAUUUUUUGUUGUCUGCUGUCCCUGACCGUAGAAGUGCCUUCAGUAUCACAUCCCUAUACUGUUGCUGUGUAUUUCUUAUCUGUGCCUCGAAGAUUUCGCCUUGUUUACUAUCCAAAGUAAAUACAGCUUCUCUCUAGUUUGGACCAUGUUUCCAGCAGGUUGGACGCUUCAGGCCGCAGCAACUGUGUUUUAAGUGUUGAUCAGAGUAAACUCUUCCAGCCUAUCAAAGCAAAGAGUCUGUUCUGAAUCUGUAGAAGGGCCAUCAUGUAGUCCUGUAUUUCUUUUCUUCUUCAAUAAAAGCUUUUCAAAAGCA